Dujonia railenensis is the source of this 930-nucleotide messenger RNA. Lineage: Eukaryota; Fungi; Ascomycota; Pichiomycetes; Serinales; Debaryomycetaceae. The record is from the annotation of a GenBank genome assembly.
GGAGGAACCGAUACUGUCGUAGUCGAAGUACCCAUUCCUACUACUACGAUUACUAGUACCUGGACCGGUUCUGAUACGGAGACGUAUACUAUUGCUGCAUCAGAUGGUGGAACUGAUACUGUCGUAGUCGAAGUACCCAUUCCUACUACUACGAUUACUAGUACCUGGACCGGCUCUGAUACGGAAACGUAUACCAUUACUGCGUCCGAUGGAGGAACUGAUACUGUAGUAAUUGAAGUACCCACUCCUACCACUACGGUCACCAGCACAUGGACAGGCUCUGAUACGGAAACGUAUACCAUUACUGCAUCUGAUGGAGGAACCGAUACUGUCGUAGUCGAAGUACCCAUUCCUACUACUACGAUUACUAGUACCUGGACCGGUUCUGAUACUGAGACGUAUACUAUUGCUGCAUCAGAUGGUGGAACUGAUACUGUUGUGAUCGAAGUGCCAACUCCAACAGUAACCACGACCUCAACUUGGACUGGAACUGAUACGGAAACGUAUACAUUCACUGCGUCCGAUGGAGGAACUGACACUGUUGUGAUCGAAGUGCCAACUCCUACUACUACGAUUACUAGUACCUGGACCGGUUCUGAAACGGAAACGUAUACAGUCACUGCAUCCGAUGGAGGUACUAAUACUGUCGUCGUCGAAGUACCCAUUCCUACUACUACAAUUACUAGUACCUGGACCGGUUCUGAUACGGAAACGUAUACAAUUACUGCAUCUGAUGGAGGAACUGAUACUGUUGUGAUCGAAGUGCCAACUCCAACAGUAACCACGACCUCAACUUGGACCGGUUCUGAUACGGAGACGUAUACUAUUGCUGCAUCAGAUGGUGGAACUGAUACUGUUGUGAUCGAAGUGCCAACUCCAACAGUAACCACGACCUCAACUUGGACUGGAACUGAUACGGAAACGUAUACA